AUGUCGGAGGGUUUUGACCACUAUCGUUCCUCUGCGCUCAUACCAGGUGUUGAACUAUGGCCGUCUGAAUGGAGCGCUUUAAACCGAACCCUGUUAGGGUUGCCGAAGGAUCUUCCGGUUCUUCGGCACCUGCGUAUGCGCCCCCUGGAGCCUCGCCACCGCGGUGGCUUGCAUCUGCUGCACGCUCGCCUCUUCCCGAUUCGCUAUGACCCCAGUUUCUACGAUACAGCUUGCCGCGUGCAGUCCAAGGUUCCGUUGCCAAAUGAUGCGUGGGCGGCAUCUGAUAUGAUUGGCAUAGGCAUGUUUUUGCCAAUGUCGGUAGUUAGAUCGCAUUGUGCUUUAUCGGAGGUGACUUGUUGUGAAAGUUCGGAUUCCAGUUCGUCAUCAGGAAGUUCGUCGCGUCGAGCGUCUGCCGGCAGUCCUGCUAGCUCCGUCGAUAACAACCCCCCUACUGAUGGAGAAGACAGUGACCAAGAUUUCAAGUCACCAUCGACCGGCUCUGACACUGGCUCGUUGGAGGCGUCGGGUUUUGACUGCAUUCUUAAUGAUACAACGUAUGACCGAGAGAACGAUGAGUUUUUGGUUGGGUUUUUAACGAUUUGGAUUAACCGCAAUAUCUUCAGCUCAAUAGUGUCGGACAACGAUUACUUUCUGUUGGAGAAUUUUUACAACGACAUGAUAUUCCCCUUUUUGGAAACGUCUCACCACAUUAUUGGGGGCACUCCCACGUCGCCUAACUUCGAUAUGCUGACUUCGGACUCGUAUCGGUUUUUGUUUUCGACCCUUUAUCGCAACAGCGAAUUGCUGGAAUACCUAUCGAGCUUCAACUUAAACGAUUGCAAGACUAUCUACGUGCUUAGUGCCGGAGUUACGAUGGGCCUCCGGUCUCGCCUACUGGGCAGCCAUUUGAUAUUGUUCGUGCAAUGCAUGAUGUACUUUUGCUGCUACAGCGUAUUUUUGUACAAUGGGCACAUGUUCCACUGCGCUGAGGACUCACGUGAACAGGUGCUGAGCGCAUUGGAUUUGUUCUUGGGUCGGGAUGACGCUGGCGACUCGCUGGAGUUGAAUGAUGUCCUGGAGUCUGAGGUCGCACCCUUUCGGCUGUCCGCCUCGUCGGUUCUGGACUUCUUCCGCGACUGUGAUGCCAUGCCUAUUACUAUUUAUUUACACGUGAUCGGCUACAACACGCGCGCAUGUUCGAUGUAUCGUCGUACAAACUUCAUCUGCGUGACCCGCCUAAACGACUUCUACGUGAUCAACGGAUCGCACUAUCCGGCCAACCUAUUUGCGUACUACCUGUGCCCGCCAUGCGAGAUCUAA
Molecule: messenger RNA, 1320 nt
Organism: Babesia ovata
Lineage: Eukaryota; Apicomplexa; Aconoidasida; Piroplasmida; Babesiidae
Product: histone acetyltransferase MCC1, putative
Exons: 2
Coding region: 1-1320 (439 amino acids)
Biological process (GO): N-terminal peptidyl-methionine acetylation
Cellular component (GO): Golgi membrane
Molecular function (GO): histone acetyltransferase activity; protein-N-terminal amino-acid acetyltransferase activity
Source: RefSeq, a predicted model, not a curated record